Molecule: messenger RNA, 1835 nt
Organism: Pelagomonas calceolata
Lineage: Eukaryota; Pelagophyceae; Pelagomonadales; Pelagomonadaceae
Source: the annotation of a GenBank genome assembly
GGUUGCUUCUUUUUGUGGUCGCUGCGCCGCUGUCUGCCUUUGGCGCUCGCGGGUCUCGCGGGUCUCUCGCUGCUUGGCCGCCCUCGCUGCGGCCCGGAAAGGCGCAGCGCUGCCGAGUCGUUGUCGGGUUGCACUCGUGCGUUCCGCUAGAACGCGGAGAAGGCUGUUAGGGCUCCGCUGCAGGCCGACUCGGCUCGUAAUCCUAGUAUGUCAAUGAAAUACUAGGUCAAAAAGUAGUUUGAGGCCAGCUCAUCGUGCAGCUCAUCGUGCUGGCACCACAGCAGCGCGCUGCCAAUAGCUGUCCACGAAACGCGACGCAAAGCAGCAGCGAUCACUCAUCACUCGGCCACAGAGCCUUGGAUUGCUGCACUUGUGCAAGGCCUAAAAAGCAUCAUGCGCCUGGCAUGCGUGCUGCUACCGAUAGCAUCCGCAUUCCUCGGCCCGACGCAACGAAACCAGGCACCGCUCCGCGCCACGACGGACGACGAAACAGCACCGCCUUUGCUGAAGAUCCCCAUCCCCGGCAGCGCGACGGCCACGCUCGAGGUGCCCGCGCUCGCGACGCAGAGGGAUUUAGCAAGGGACAUAAAGAACGAUGCUGCGGAUGUCGACCCGACGGCGGCAUUCCGCCGAAGCUUAAAGGCGACGCGCGCCCUGAGCAACGUCGGGGCCAAGGUCUUGCGGGGGUCGACCGACGCGCCGCGGUUGACGAGGGAGCUCUUCGAGGAGCUGGGGGCGACCUUCGUGAAGCUCGGCCAGCUCGUGGCGUCGUCGCCUACUUUGUUCCCGGAAGCCUGGACGAGCGAGUUCGAGAAGUGUCUGGACGACGCGCCGCCGAUUCCCUUCCACGUCGUCAAGAAGACCGUGGAACAGAGCCUGGGUCGAAGGCUCUCGACGACCUUCGCCAGCUUCGAUCGCGAACCGCUGGCGACGGCGUCCGUCGCGCAAGUGCACGCCGCAACUUUAAGAGGUACCGGGGAGCGCGUCGUCGUCAAGGUCAUUAAACCCGGCGUCGCGGAUUCGUUGAUUGCCGACCUCGCGUUCCUGAACGGGGCGGCUCGGUUGCUCGAGGCCGUGGCGCCGGAGACGAAAAGAAUUUCGCUCAGGAGCGUCGCGGCGCAGUUGCGCGACGCGACGAGACGGGAGUUGGACCUGACGAAGGAGGCCGAGUCCCUCAUGAGUUUCGACGCCUUCCUCGAGACGGCGGGCUUCGCCUCGCAAGUCUGCGUGCCGACGCCCAUCCCCGAGCUAUGUUCGAAAGACGUCCUCACGAUGUCGCGGCUCGACGGUCAACGAUUGACGGACGCGACGGCCUCGCCCGAAGCUGCGGCGAGCGUCGCGACGGUCAUCCGGUGCUGGGGGCGAAGUGUCGUCGAGCACGACUUCUUCCACGCCGAUUUACAUGGAGGCAACGUGUUGUUGCUCGAGGACGGCCGCGUGGGCCUCAUCGAUUUCGGCAUCGUGGGCACGCUGCCGUCGGAGGUCUACGGCGGCGUCGUGGCGCUGGCCGCGGCGUUCAACGCCCAGCCGCGGGAUUAUAACGGUGUCGCGUCGGCAUUGCGGGAGAUGGGCGUCGCCGCGGACGUCUUUGAUGAAGCGGCCUUCGCUUCUGACUUAAAAAAGGCCAUCGAGGCCACGGAGGCCAACGACGCGGCGGCCAUCGUCAACGACGUCAUCGCCGUCUCGGAGAACAACAAUCUGGUCUUGCCCUCGGAGUUCGGCCUUUUGACGAAGCAGGCGAUCUACCUGAACCGCUACGUGACGACGCUCGCACCGGACCUGGACCCGUUCGCCGAGGACGUCCUCGGGGGUGCAGCCUAAGACAAUUUUUGUUA